ACUGACAGCUUGUGCCUGUCUCUUGUGGAACCUGCAGCCCAGCAGCCAUGUCUUCACUGUGGAGGAACCUGAAGGCAUCUCGUCCCCUCCUGUCUCCUCACCUCUCCUCUGUGGGUCCACGUCCUGCUGCAGAUGCUCCCCAGGCUUCGUGCCUGAAUCCCCGCAGAGAGUCCUCCGGGAGACGCUUCAAUGUUCCGCCCAGCGCAGAGUUCGUGGCCCGGGUGUCGGGGAUCCCCACCAUGGCCAAGCUGCCCUUCCAGGAGACCGCGGACGGGCUGGACGCUGCGUUCAUCGGAGUCCCGAUCGACACCGGGACCUCGAACCGGCCCGGAGCCAGGUUCGGUCCCCGUCACAUCCGGGUGGAGUCGGCCAUGCUGAGGUCGUACAACAGUGGCACCAGGGCGGCGCCCUACGAGUCCCUCAUGGUGGCCGACAUCGGGGACGUGAACGUGAACGUGUACGACCUGAAGGACACAUGCAAACGCAUCAGGGAGGCGUACAGGACGAUCCUGGCCACCGGCUGCAUCCCUCUGACGAUGGGUGGCGAUCACACGAUUGCAUAUCCAAUCCUGCAAGCUGUCGCUGAGAGGCAUGGUCCGGUGGGUCUGGUCCAUGUGGACGCUCAUGCUGACACCAGUGACGUGGUCCUGGGGGAGAAGAUUGGACACGGGACUCCAUUCAGACGCUGUGUGGAGGAAGGGCUGCUGGACUGUAAGAGAGUGGUGCAGAUCGGCCUGAGGGGCUCAGGCUACUCUGCCGACUCGUACGAAUGGAGCCGGGCGCAGGGUUUCCGUGUGGUCCAAGCAGAAGAGUGCUGGUUCAAAUCUCUGGCACCCCUGAUGGCUGAAGUCCGGGCUCAGAUGGGCAGCGGUCCAGUUUACCUCAGCUUCGACAUCGAUGCUCUUGACCCCGGCUUCGCUCCUGGAACAGGAACACCAGAGAUAGCCGGACUCACUCCCAUCCAGGGAGUUGAGAUUAUCCGAGGCUGUCGUGGUCUGAAUCUGGUCGGAUGUGAUCUGGUGGAGGUGUCACCACCUUAUGACACCACAGGGAACACUGCACUGACGGGGGCCAACCUCCUCUUUGAAAUGUUGUGUGUCCUCCCAAAAGUUAUAUAUCACUGAUCAGGACACACAAUCAAGACCUGAACACUAAAUCAAGUUCUGCUGAAUCAGCUGGUAUCAAGGGGAAAUCCUUCCUUUAAUCAAUCAAAUAAAUCUUUUCGAUUAAAACCAUCGAUGGGAUGAAUUCAGUAUUGAAACCAACAGAGAUGUCAUUUACACCAACUUGCCAAAGAAAUUCAUAACUACGGCCACUUUCAUAAAUCAAUAUAUAUUUACUUUGUAUUUCAAGCUGCUUGUUCGACAAAAUGUUUAAAUACAC
This is a messenger RNA of Limanda limanda (common dab), 1383 nucleotides long. RefSeq names its product agmatine ureohydrolase (agmatinase) (gene agmat). The transcript is spliced from 7 exons. The record is from RefSeq and is a predicted model, not a curated record. Gene Ontology annotation, molecular function: metal ion binding; agmatinase activity. NCBI's taxonomy places the organism in Eukaryota, Metazoa, Chordata, Actinopteri, Pleuronectiformes, Pleuronectidae. The coding region runs from base 48 to 1124 and encodes 358 amino acids.